Penicillium canescens is the source of this 3204-nucleotide messenger RNA. RefSeq names its product cation-translocating P-type ATPase. Gene Ontology annotation, molecular function: ATP binding; P-type sodium:potassium-exchanging transporter activity; ATP hydrolysis activity. Gene Ontology annotation, cellular component: membrane. The record is from RefSeq and is a predicted model, not a curated record. Gene Ontology annotation, biological process: sodium ion export across plasma membrane; intracellular potassium ion homeostasis; proton transmembrane transport. Bases 1 to 3204 code for a protein of 1067 amino acids. Lineage: Eukaryota; Fungi; Ascomycota; Eurotiomycetes; Eurotiales; Aspergillaceae. The transcript is spliced from 10 exons.
AUGGUAAAUCCAAGGUCAAUUUUGCGUUGGAAGACUGGCGAUGAAGAGGCUGGUGAUUGUAUCACGGGGGCACCCCAAGCCAUUGCGAGCGACGGGGAAAUGAAAAAGAAGAUCCACCGGCGCCCAAGCCAAAGAACAAUCGAUCCGAAGUCUGCCAUUCCGAUCGAAUAUCGCAGCCUUUCAUUCGAGAUUGAGGAUGAGGGCGAAAGAAAGCGGCGGCUUAAACUCCAGGGGGGAAGGAUAAGAUGGUCGAAGGAAAUCCACAAACGUCUCAAGGUGGAUGCAGGGAUGGGCCUCUCUGAAGCUUCGGCCAAGGAACGAUUACAGAAGUAUGGCCGGAACGAAAUUUCGCCGCUACCAAACCCCUGGUUCUGGAAGGUUUUUGGAUAUUUCUUCAAGGGAUUUGGGUCGAUUCUGCUCCUUGGCGGAAUCUUAGUCUUCGUCUCAUGGAAGCCGCUGGGUCAGCCCCCUGCGGUUGCAAACCUGGCUUUGGGUAUUGUCCUUAUCGCGGUAUUCGUCAUUCAGGCUGCUUUCAAUGCCUGGCAGGAUUAUUCAUCUUCUCGUGUGAUGGCCUCGAUCACAGCAAUGCUCCCAGAGUCAUGUCUAAUUCUUCGCGGCGGUUCUCGGGUAGAGAUUCCUGCUUCUGACCUCGUUCCCGGAGACACUUUGAUUGUCAAAGCAGGUAACAAGAUUCCGGCUGAUGUUCGGUUUAUUGAGGUCUCACAUGAUCUGAAUGUGGACAGAUCUGUUGUCACCGGAGAGUCAAGCCCAAUCAAGGGCAGCACGGAGACUUCGUCUGACAAUUAUCUUGAGACAAGAUGCAUCGGCCUUCAAGGAACUCAUUGCGUCUCUGGUCAGGGAGUUGGUAUUGUCGUUGCUACCGGUGACUCGACGGUUUUUGGUCGAAUUGCCAAGUUGGCGGGUGAGCCAAAGACCGGUCUCACUACUAUUGAAAAGGAAGUCAUGCGUUUUGUGGCUCUCAUCGCUAUCAUAAUGGUGACCUGGAUUGUUAUUCUGGCUGCUGUUUGGGGUGGUUGGCUUCACCAGAAACAUCCCGACUAUAUUAAUGUGCCCACGCUCAUUAUUGACUGUGUGAGCGUUGCCAUCGCUUAUAUACCCGAGGGCCUUCCAAUUGCAGUCACCGCGAGCUUAACCAUUACAGCAAAUUUGAUGAAAAAGAACAAGGUCCUGUGCAAAUCUCUCAAGACCGUAGAGACUUUGGGAUCGGUGUCGGUCAUCUGUACUGACAAGACUGGCACAUUGACUAGGAAUCGAAUGGCUGUGACAGAAUAUGUUGUGCAACUGACAACAUCUACAUUGGAUGCCACGGGCGAGCACGCAGCCGUCAAAUUGAAUCGUCCUGUUCUCCAACAGCUCCAGGCUGUUGCAGGCCUUUGCAAUGCUGCUGAAUUUGAUUGUGAAUCAACUGAAGUUCCCCUUAGCGAGCGGCGCAUUUUCGGUGAUGCUACUGAUCAAGCAAUUCUGAGAUUUUCUGAGAGUCUGGGUUCUGUCACUGAGCUUCGCAAAUCUUGGCAUACAAUUUUCAAUCUUGCCUUUGACAGCAAGAACAAAUUUAUGAUCAAAGCAAUGAAGCCAGUCAAUCUUCAAGCGACUGCAUCUUGUCUCUCUCCCGUCGAAUCCAGCAAAUUUGAUUCCAGCGACAUUCUGUUCACCAUCAAAGGAGCCCCAGAUAUCUUGAUUGAGCGAUGCUCGCAAGUCUUGUGCCCUGACGGCGAAAUAAAGCCUUUAACCGAAAUUGAUCUGGCGGCCAUAAAGCGCUUAAAGGAUCAAUGGUCUUCUGAGGGAAAACGGGUAAUUUUGCUUGCUCGGAAGGUUCUCGCAAAGGACAGUAUACUGGCUGAACUAAGCUCCUCGGAGUUUGAGAUCCAAAUGCUUCGCGAAGCCAGGACAGGCCUCACUCUGGUUGGUUUGGUGGGUUUAAUUGACCCGCCACGAUCUGAAAUCCCAGAGGUCAUUCGAAUCCUGCGCCAAGCCCAAAUCCGGGUCACUGGCGACUUUGGUCUCACAGCCCUGGCUAUUGCCCGGCAGUGCGGUAUUGUUACCACAGAUUCGAUCCAUGAUGCGUCAGCUCUUCGCAAGUCCCCAACUUCAAUCGAGAAGCACGUGGAUAUAUCCCAAGCUGCUUUGCUUGUAAGUGGCCCAGACUUGAUGGCUCUCAACGAGUAUCAGUGGGAGCAGUUGUGCAAGUAUCCCGAGAUUGUAUUCUCUCGUACUACUCCCAACCAGAAACUGCGCAUUGUGCGUGAGAUUCAAUCCAGGGAAGAGGUCGUCGGUAUGACCGGAGACGGCGUCAAUGAUGCUCCUGCUCUCAAAGCUGCUGAUAUUGGUAUCAGUCUCGCCACCGGUUCCGACAUCGCCAUCGAAGCUGCGGAUAUGGUUUUGCUUGAUUCAUUCGCUGCGAUUGUCGAGGCUGUGCGGUAUGGACGUGUGGUCUUUGACAACCUCAAGAAGACAGUCGCAUAUCUUCUACCGGCUGGCUCAUGGUCUGAAUUCUGGCCCGUGUUCUGCAACCUAAUCUUCGGAAUUCCUCAGAUUCUCUCAUCUUUCCUGAUGAUCAUCAUCUGUUGUUUCACGGACUGUGCCGCCGCUGUGGCCCUUGCAUACGAGGCCCCAGAAGCAGACGUCCUUUUCCGCCCGCCAAGGCAUCCGACCAAAACACGCCUGGUCAACUGGCAACUUAUGUUCCAUUCUUACGCUUUCAUUGGCAUGAUCGAGACAGCCUUGUCAUUUACCAUGGCUUUCUGGUAUCUACAAAGGAACGGAAUACACUUCUCGGAUUUGUGGUUUAAGUUCGGUGAAUUGCCGCCAGGUGUUGAUUCAGACUACUACACUGCGAAAGUCAACGAAGCAAGCUCAAUCUACUUCGUCAAUCUUGUGAUCAUGCAAUGGUUCAACUUGAUGGCAGUACGAACGCGCCAUCUGUCGAUUUUCCAACACCCUCCAAUAUUCAAUAAGCCGACACAGAACCUGUACUUGUUCCCUGCUAUCGCAUUUGCGCUGGGAAUUUCCGUGAUUUGGCUCUACAUUCCUAGUCUUCAGACAGCCCUUAGUACCUCGGGUAUUCCUGCCGAGCACUAUUUCCUCCCUGCUGCUCUGGGGCUUGGACUCUUGUGUCUGGAUGAAACACGAAAAGCCGCUGUUCGCCGCUGGCCCAACGGAUUGCUGGCCAAGAUGGCUUGGUAA